Molecule: messenger RNA, 599 nt
Organism: Prunus avium (sweet cherry)
Lineage: Eukaryota; Viridiplantae; Streptophyta; Magnoliopsida; Rosales; Rosaceae
Biological process (GO): rRNA base methylation
Cellular component (GO): small-subunit processome; nucleus
Molecular function (GO): rRNA binding; rRNA (pseudouridine) methyltransferase activity
Source: RefSeq, a predicted model, not a curated record
AUGCAACUAGUCCACUACAGACACGCAUUGCUUUCACCAAAAAAAGAAGACGCUGAUUUCCUGCUCAAGCAAAAGAAGGAUCUAAAUGAUUUUAGGCCUGGAAGGGUUUACGAGGCUCUUCGUGCGAUUUUGGAUAGCAAACUUAAUAAAGCAGGUAUGGUAGGAGCUGUGUAUGUGAAAACUGAUCAAGGAGUUUUAUUUGAAAUUAAACCCCAUGUUCGUAUACCAAGAACAUGCAAGCGCUUUUGUGGAGUCAUCUUGGAGUUACUAGGGCAUAAAUGCAUUCGUGACAAAGAUACAAAUGAAAUUCUUAUGCGUGUCAUUGAGGAACCUGUGACGCGACAUUUACCUAUCAACUCUCGCGUCGUAGGUCUCUCUUAUAGUUCAGAAAAGUUGGUUGACAUUGAUGAAUAUGUUAAUUCUGGCAGUGAUGAAUUAAAUCUUGUUUUUGUGGUGGGUGCAAUGGUCCAUGGGAAAAUCAGUAAGGAGUAUACAGAUGAUUUCGUAUCAGUUUCGAAUUAUCCAUUGAGUGCGCAAUACUGCAUAGGGUUGAUUUGCGAGUCAUUGGAGCAUAAAUGGAAAAUCUUCUGAUAUAUAUA